AAUAAUUUGAUGUUUUCAGAGAGAAAAGAUAAAUGCCUAGAAUGAGUGGAUUAAAGAUAUAUUUUUGUGGUUCUAUGAGAGCAGGGAGACAAGAUGUUGACCUUUACGGUGUUCUUGUUCAGAAGCUGCAGCAGUUUGGAGAGGUUUUAACUCCAUUUGUUGCGGAUAAAUCUAUAACAAACCUUGGGAGUGAGCAUCCAGGAGGAGAGAAGGGAAUUCAUGACAGAGAUGUUGAACUCCUGGAGGCCUGUGAUGUUGUGGUUGCUGAAGUUACUCAACCUAGUCUUGGAGUUGGAUACGAACUCGGUAGAGCUGUGGCGAUGAAUAAACCUAUUCUCUGUCUGUACCGUCCACAGGAGGGUAAACUGCUCAGUGGAAUGAUUAGAGGUAUGGAUAAUGGAGCUGAUCUGCGUGCUGUGGAUUAUAAACCUGAAGAAGUGGAUCCAAUCUUUCAAUCCUUCCUUUCGCAACCUUGCGUCAAGAAAGCCUAGAGACGUUCUUGAUUCCCUCUUUAAAAAAGGGGUUUAUGGGAGGGUUGAGCUGUCUUUGUAAGGUUAAGUUAUCCUCAAUUAGAAGAUGGCCAUGUCCGAUUAACGACGGUACCAGUCAAAUCUUUAUUUUUUCAAGAAUUGUGCUGAUCCUCUCCACUGUUUCUGUUGUAGCUAGAAAUCCGCAAGUCAUAAUUGAAAAUAACCAAUUUUAAAAGAGGAACUAUGUAACUAUAUAAGGAGACCUCUGUGAAUCUGACUUGCUACUCUAUAAAUAUAGAGUCCAUUGAAAUCAUGCCUACUUUCCUUUUAAGUUACUUAAGUACUAUGUUGCCUUACAAUUACCCUUCGGAUCGAACAAUUAAAACACCUGGAUCAAUUGUAAAAUGUCGAUGUUGAAUUAUUAUUAACGUUUAUAAACUAAAACUACUGAAAGCUGUGAAAAGAUCUAAUUCUCAUUAAACUGUUUUUAUUACUUAAUUUGAAUUUGACUGUAAUUAAAAUUAAUUAUGUGCCAAACAUAUUGUAUUAAACAGAAUACAAGACCUUUAUCCUUACUAGUUCUCAAUUAUGUAACAUAUUUAAACUACAUGUAUCUUAAGUUAAUAAACAUUUGAAAUCAA
Molecule: messenger RNA, 1111 nt
Organism: Eurytemora carolleeae
Lineage: Eukaryota; Metazoa; Arthropoda; Copepoda; Calanoida; Temoridae
Product: 2'-deoxynucleoside 5'-phosphate N-hydrolase 1
Exons: 5
Coding region: 33-491 (152 amino acids)
Biological process (GO): deoxyribonucleoside monophosphate catabolic process
Cellular component (GO): nucleus
Molecular function (GO): 5-hydroxymethyl-dUMP N-hydrolase activity
Source: RefSeq, a predicted model, not a curated record